Molecule: messenger RNA, 1616 nt
Organism: Neoarius graeffei (lesser salmon catfish)
Lineage: Eukaryota; Metazoa; Chordata; Actinopteri; Siluriformes; Ariidae
Product: zinc finger protein 239-like
Exons: 4
Coding region: 639-1463 (274 amino acids)
Biological process (GO): regulation of cytokine production; regulation of immune system process; negative regulation of transcription by RNA polymerase II
Source: RefSeq, a predicted model, not a curated record
UAAGAGCACUACACAGGGUGUUACACCACAUCCACAGUCUGAGACAAAAAUGCGGAUUUUAUUUAACAUUGAGGGAUGUGUUAUAUUAGUGUGUAUAUAUUCACAUGUAUGUGUAUAUUGAAAAUAAUGCAGACUUGCACAUAACACAAACCAGCAAGAAAACGAGUCAAACAAUAACGUCUACAAGUUCUAGCUACGACACGAAUAAAAUUAUCGUUAUGUUUCCUAGCAUAGCCAGGUAGGUGCGCAUGCGCGGUUCAGGCGGGAGCUGUAUGUUAUUAGGCCUACUUGCUCUAACGUUACGUUCCUGAGGCCGGCAGAGUUGUUAAGAGAAGAAGAGGACUUAAUUCGCAGUGAAUGAUACAGUGAACAAGAGAUUAUGGAUAUACGACGAUUUUCUAAGAGAGUGAGUGAGGAACAGGAGAGUGACAAGGGAGCUGAUGCUGAAGAGGUCUGCGUGAUCGAGAAGCCAACAGCAGAAUGGGUGAAGACAUGCUUCAGACGUGUGAGGAGAAACCAACGAUUCCCUGCUUCCCAGUGAAAUGAGACACUCUAAGUGUGCUCCUGCUCUCAACAUUGUCCACAUUCUCACUGAUUAAAUACAUCGAAAAUGAUGCUAUGAGGAGACAACUUUAACCAUGACGCCCACAGAAAUCUCCUGUAGUCAGCAAAUAUCUUCUCUUCAUCUUAAUCCUUCUCGUGUGCAAAUGCAGGAGAAUAUAAAGUGUGAGGUGAGUUUUACUCAAGAGGGUACGCUCCAGAGCCUCCAAAGCAUCCGUGCAAGAGAGAAGCCAUAUCACUGCUCCCAAUGUGGCAAGAGUUUCAAUCGUCAGAGUCAUCUCCUGACCCACCAGCGUGUUCACACGGGAGAGCGGCCAUACCAGUGCUCGCAGUGUGGGAAGAGCUUCACUCAGCUGAGUAACCUUCAUCUCCACCAGCGCAUUCACACAGGAGAGAAGCCACAUCACUGCUCACAAUGCGGAAAGAGUUUUACUCUGCGCAGUCAUCUGCGAAUGCACCACGUCGUACACACGCGAGAGAGGCCGUAUCGGUGCUCGCAGUGUGGCAACAGUUUCAGUCAGGCCAAUCACCUCCGACUGCACCAGCGCAUCCACACGGGAGAGAAGCCGUACCUGUGCUCAGAGUGUGGAAAGACUUUUAGUCAGCAGAGUCAUCUCCGAAUACACCAGCGCGUCCACACAGGAGAGAAGCCAUACCGCUGUUCGCAGUGUGGUAGGAGUUUUACUCACCAGAGUCAUCUCCAACGACACCAGCUCAUUCACAGCGGAGUGAAGCCAUAUCACUGCUCACAGUGCGGGAAGAGUUUUACGCACAGCAGCACAUUUCAAGCACAUCAGCGCACCCACACCGGAGAGAAGCCGUACUACUGCUCAGUGUGUGGACGCAGCUUCACGUUUUUCAGUAACUUACAGAGACACAAGUGCAUGAGUCAGUUAACAUGAUUGUGUAUGCUUAGUUAGUAUUAUAUCAUUUUACCGUAUUAACCUUGAUGUCCUAUUGAAGGAAACACUGACUGUUCAGUUGCAUUUAUCUUUAUUGGAAAUCUUGUUGUAGAAGAAUAGUUUCUCUAUAAAUUAAAUAAAUGAUUAUUUUUU